This is a messenger RNA of Nerophis ophidion (straightnose pipefish), 2436 nucleotides long. RefSeq lists its product as uncharacterized. The record is from RefSeq and is a predicted model, not a curated record. Bases 971 to 1894 code for a protein of 307 amino acids. NCBI's taxonomy places the organism in Eukaryota, Metazoa, Chordata, Actinopteri, Syngnathiformes, Syngnathidae. The transcript is spliced from 4 exons.
GAGGGUUCAGUUUUUAUGGAAGCUUGAGAUUGUCGUAUGAAUAGCAACUGGCCACCCAUUUGACAGUUUAAAUGUUUACGAUCGUCUGAAACAACUUCCAUACCUCACGAAAACAUAUUUAAACAGACGGAGAAACUAGAGCAGAACACAGUGUAACCGCGAUUUGCAAAAUGAAAGGUAAUUUCUUUUUUUUUUUUUUUUUUCAUUCCUUGUAACACGUCUGUUUAAUGUUACUAUAAUAAGUAUUUAUUCGAACUAAAAACAGUCGAACAUCGAGUUGAAAUUCACCCACCACCAAGGGAUCUCCUAACAGAGUCUCCAAUCCUUUUGUGUAAGUACCGAUUUUUUUUUUUUUACUGUAUUCAUUUCAUUACCUCCGUUUUUACCACAUUAUUAGACAAUGGUUUAACUCCGUUUAAGCAUUUAAACGUUAAAAGCAUUGCACGUGUACGACGAUGUAAUACCUUUUUUUUUUUAACAGCCGAUGACGACGAAGUGAAAGACGAAGAACUUUGUUUGAUCGAUCUUACAAAGUUGGAAGAUGAUUAUCGAGAGGAUUCGCCGGAAGAGACCAACGCGAUCCCUUUAACCCAAUCGCAGUCUGAUUUUCCGUUUACAUCUCUUGCUCACUGGUCUCCCUUAACGCUGGAGGGUCCGUCAACGGCCAUUCCAGGCUGAGGAGAAGGCUUGAUUGCGCCAAAGACUCCAGACAUCGAAUCCUUGCUCCGUGGGGAAAUCAUCGAAAACGACGGUGAAUGUCCAACAGGCACCCGCUGCAACAAACGCAGGAGGAAGCGUAGAUGCGCCCGCCAGCUCGACAAACAUGAUAGAAACAGAAGAAGGCUGAAACAGUACUAUCGUAUACUGGCUCGCACUCUCAUGAAGAUGGCAGACAUGAUUUGAUACAUACUGGUUUGUUAUAUCUGUUCCAUUCGAAUUAUUUUUUCUUUUUUUUCUUUAGAGAAAUAUAAUGGGUGUAGUUCCAUCUGAAUUAGAUGUAGUUAUUGUAGAAGAUGAAGACGUUUGUAAUCAUCAUUUAGAUCCAAACAACCAGAUAGAAUGGGAACCAAACGAUGAUCCGUCUAUGCAAGAUGAUAUUAAUGUGUUAAAUUCAAACACAAACACACAAGCCUCUACACAGCAUCACGAGGUGUUGGGAGGGGCGACACCCUCGGGGGAAUGUUUGGAUUUUUCGGAGGUGGUGGGGGUCAUGCAGAACCAACCGUCAACGGCUGACCAAUCAAUUUCAAAUGAGACCCAGAGGGGUGAUGGGGUAAAUGUCUUGAGGAGGGAAACAUUCAACAAUAUACAACUAUCCAGCGUUUUAACUUUUCCUCAAAACAACGAUGUAACAGAUUACGCCACAUUUUACCGCGGAGUCUUGGGGAGCCUUAAAAAGCUGACACAGAUGGUAACUAAGGAAGCUAGACCCGACGAUAUCAUUCAAUUGGAGUUAUCCGGUGAAAGUGCAAAUCAACACACUUCAUUUACAUUUCGAAACGAUGCCGGGGCUGUGAUGAAUGCUUUUCAAGAUGUGUUAGAUCUGUUGGUACAAUCAAACGUUGAAAUAUUGAACGAUGAAGAAAUACAGGUGAUGGUCCAGGUGAUACAUAACCCUCGAGGUGGUGUAAGAAGAAAAAUCGAAACCCUUUUGGAACAUGAAAUCCGCAGAAAAAAAGCUCGUUAUCUUUACAAUCCAUUAAACUCGAAUAAUCAACUAUGUUUUGCCAUUAGCCUAGCAAGUCUGAUACAUCCUGAAUUUACAGAUAGCCAGGCUGUGGCGGAGGCUGAAAAAAUACAGAGAAAAGCGGGCUUAGACGAACAGACUUCCGUCACUUUCAGUCAUAUUCGUGAAUUUGAAAAAGUGGUACGUCGUAAAAUUGUCAUACUGUAAAGAGAAGAGGGCCAACGACCCCUCUCACGGUUCGAGACGGAUUACCCCAAAUCAGAAAAUCCGUUGUAUCUGUAUUUAUCUCAGAAUCAUUACAGCGGUAUCAUUAACAUUAAAGGUUUUUUGUCAAAACCGCACGUUUGUCACUACUGUUACCAAGGGUACGACAAACCCGACAGACACAAAUGCGACGGCUAUUGCUUGGUCUGUACACAAAAUGGGUGUGUAAAAAUAGAGGGGAAAACUGUGCUUUGCAGGGAUUGCAACAUGUGGUGUCGUUCUCCUGCAUGUCUCCUCAGACACAGGGUAAAACACCGGGUUAUGGAAAAACUCGUCAGCAACUGCGAUCGGCGAAAGAAAGGCCUUAAAUGCAACCUAUUUUACGAUGUACCUGUGGCUACAGGUAUCGCUAAACACACGUGCCCUAAGUUAAAAUGUCAAAUAUGUAAAGAAGAGCUACCUCGCAGUGACUCAGAGACACCUGAAACACGACAUCUUUGCUAUAUACAACCCCAACCACGUGAAGUAAACCACAAUGAUAAUAU